Messenger RNA from Melitaea cinxia (Glanville fritillary), 1978 nucleotides. RefSeq names its product glucose dehydrogenase [FAD, quinone]-like. The record is from RefSeq and is a predicted model, not a curated record. Gene Ontology annotation, molecular function: ecdysone oxidase activity; flavin adenine dinucleotide binding. The transcript has 5 exons. Lineage: Eukaryota; Metazoa; Arthropoda; Insecta; Lepidoptera; Nymphalidae. Bases 1 to 1947 code for a protein of 648 amino acids.
AUGGCUCCCAAAAGUCAUGGAAUUAAAGAUAUGAUAGAUUUAUUGAAGAAUGAUCAAAGCUGUGAUGUCGAAGCGAUAUGUAUAGAAGAACCAGAAGGUUCUGAAAUUUCUGAUGAAGAUUCUGCAGAAGUAGAUGAGGGUCGUCAACUAAAAGCUACUGCUAAUCCAUUUACUAGUGGAGUCUCGCGCCCACAUAUGCCAGUGUCGGCAGUGCUGCGCGUGCAGCACGCGUUCGCAGUGAUCGCCUCGCUCUCACUCACCGCCUACCUCUUCCCGAGGACUGCUGUUGUAAAAGAUCACAAUGAAUACGACUUCAUAAUAGUGGGCGCGGGGUCAGCCGGCAGUGUGAUCGCCGACAGACUGUCCGAGCGUGCGCAGUACAAGGUGCUGGUGGUCGAGGCUGGAGACGACCCGCCCAUUGAGUCACUCUUACCGGGUCUGUUUCCGUAUCUACCAGCAACAAAGCAUGAUUGGAAUUUCACGUCUGCUAACGACCAUCGUACAGCACAGAGUCACAGAAAUAAAGUUCUAAAUCUGACUGCUGGACAUGUUCUUGGCGGAAGCAGUAGUGUUAACUACAUGUUCUAUGUGCGCGGAUGUGAGACAGACUACGAACAUUGGGCGAAGGCAGCAAAUGACUCUUCUUGGAACUAUGACAAUAUUCUCCCACUUUUUAUCAAAAGUGAGAAACUUGAAAGCGAAGAACUUUUAAAUUCUCAAUUUAGACAUUACCACGGUGUUAAAGGCUUCUUAGGUGUUACGAGAGGAGACACAGAAGGAACGCAGAAAUAUUUAGAGGCUUUCAAAGAGCUUGGUCACCAAAUACUCUUCGAUAUAAACGGAAAGAGUAAACUUGGUUACACAAUACCGCUAUUUACUAUUGCCGACGGUAUGAGACAAACUACUGCAUACACUAACUUGGGCGCACAUAAAGAGCGGCCUAAUCUCCACGUUAUGAAAAAGACUUUAGUGACUGAAAUAUUAUUUGACAAUGACAACAAUGCCAUUGGUGUGCGAGCCCAAACUGACAAUAAUCAAAUUAUAACCAUCAAAGCAAGAAAAGAAGUUAUAAUAUCAGCAGGAGCACUAAACACUCCAAAGCUAUUAAUGCUUUCCGGUAUUGGACCUAAAAACCAUUUACAGUCUCUAAAUAUAAAGGUCAGAACCGAUUUACCAGUUGGUAUGAACUACCAAGACCAUAAUUUUGUUGUGGCUGCAAUUAAAAUGGAAAAAUCGUGGGGACCACCACGACCAAUAGACCCUCACAAAUUUCCCUUACCUACUUUCGUUGGCUACGUUGCAAGUAAUGCGUCUGACAUAUGUCCCAGUUAUCAAAUUAUUUACCCUGUGUUACCAAAUGAUUCUGAAGAGCUGUAUCAACUAUGUACAUUUAACUUCUAUUUUGAGGAAUAUAUUUGCCGGAACUUUUUAGAAGCCGGAAGAGGCCGAAACUUGUUAAUAGCAUAUAUAAAUCUGCUGCAUCCUAAAUCUCGCGGAAGACUUUUGUUACAGAGCACAAAUCCAACGGACCCUCCUGUCAUAUAUGCGGGAACUUUUUCAGAUAAAAGCGAUUUAGAAGAUCAAGCUAACUACUUUGAGGAAUACAUAAAAGUCCUAAACACGACAUAUUUUCAAGACGUCAACGCUGAAUUUGUAGAUCUUGAACUAAAGGAAUGUAAAGACUUAACCUUUUUAAGUAAGGAUUACUGGAAGUGCUACGUCCAAGCAAUGAUGACAACCAUGUACCACUACUCGGGUACGUGUUCUAUGGGGUCGGUUGUUGACAGUCAGCUGCGAGUUCUCAACGUGAAGCGGCUGCGAGUAGGUGACGCGAGUGUCAUUCCCUAUCUCACGAGCGGGAACACUAACGCCCCUGUUAUUAUGAUAGCUGAAAAACUUUCUGAGAUGAUUAAACAAUCACAUAGCGCCGCAAAAAGAGGAAAGUGAAUGUAAAAUAAAUUUGUCUAUCUUUUUUAAA